Messenger RNA from Anopheles merus, 3749 nucleotides. RefSeq names its product vesicle-associated membrane protein-associated protein B-like. Bases 1008 to 1889 code for a protein of 293 amino acids. Gene Ontology annotation, cellular component: endoplasmic reticulum membrane; plasma membrane. The record is from RefSeq and is a predicted model, not a curated record. Gene Ontology annotation, molecular function: FFAT motif binding. The transcript has 5 exons. Lineage: Eukaryota; Metazoa; Arthropoda; Insecta; Diptera; Culicidae. Gene Ontology annotation, biological process: endoplasmic reticulum membrane organization.
CAACGGAAUAGAUCAAUCUGGAAUCUGGCCUGGGUGGCGCUAGUGUACGCAACAGACGUUUCACUGCCAGAGUGGCCCAUGACAUUCGUCGCUAUAACGCUGUCUCCGCGCUUUGAUUGGUGCUGAACCGAACCUGGUAACACACACACACGCACAUAUUCCGCAUCUCCUGGGCAGAAGCAGCGCUCUCAUCGUUCCUCUGCGGCGAGCGGUACAGCGGACCUCACAAAUGUGUUGUACAAGUUGUGCGGGCGCGCCUGUAUAAGUGUGUUGUGUACAUGUUUGUGUGUCUCUUUUCCGUAAAACGCCAAACGGUCUGUGACGAACGCGCUGGCAGCUAUUUUGCGUGAACAUUUCCGAAAGCCGCACCGAACCGUAGUGUGUGCUGCCAACUAGCGCGUUCCCUUGGGCACUUUCGGACGUACAGUGUGAAAAGCGCGUUACACACUGCGACAAGGAAUCGAAACGAGAAACCGACGGCAGCCAGCGUGCGUGUUUGUGUGUUGUGAGUGUGUGUGUGUGUGUGUGGGCAUAGAAAACUUGUCCACUGAAAGAUUAUUGCGUCCCCAGCGAAAAGUGUUGACUAAUCGCGUGCGUCUGUGUGUGUGUUUUUUGGUGUCUCCCGGGAACAAACGGGACUCGAUAGGGCUAAAAUAUCCCAAAUCCCGCUGCUGUGCCAGUAUUCGUUCCAUCGGGUGAAACCCACCGGGAAACGAGAAGAACCUCCCCCCCCCCACCCUAUCACCGUAACUCCGUCAAAAGGACGACACGUACACACGCACACACGCGUACACUCCGUGAGCAGGAAGUAGAAGAAAGAAAGAGAAAGCGUGUGUGCGCGCUGCGACUGAGCGAGAGCGUGUGCCCGUGUGUGUGUGUGUGCGCGGCGAAAGAACGUCAAACGCGGUGGGAAGGAAGCAGAAAAAAUCGAACACUUACUUGCGUGCGUGCGAGCGCGUCUCUGUGGUGUGUAGAGUGUGUGGCCUUUCUGCAAACCUGGUUCAAAUAUGGCGAAGCCUGCCCAGUUAUUAACUAUUGAACCGGCGAACGAGCUCAAAUUCCAGGGCCCGUUCCGGACUGCUGUUGCGUCGUACAUGCGGCUCACCAAUCCGACCGACCAUGAUAUCUAUUUCAAAAUCAAAACAACCGCACCGAAGAAGUACUGCGUGCGGCCCAACUGUGGCUUACUGGAACCCCGCGAAUCACAGGAGAUAGCCAUCGUCCUACAGCCGUUCAUCUUCGAUUCGAACGAGAAGAACAAGCACAAGUUCAUGGUGCAGUCGAUGGUGAAGCCGGACGAUGAGGACAUCAACCUGGAGGACCUCUGGAAGAAGUACCCGGAGAAGCUGAUGGACUCGAAGCUGCGGUGCGUGUUCGAAUGCCCGCUGGACAGCAACCAGCCGGCCCAGGCGACGGACGGAUCGAAUGCUGCUGCUGCCGCCCCGCCCAACAGUAAACAACCGAACGCUGCGGCAGGCAACGAAGGCAAUGCACAGUUCUCAAACGCACAGUUUAACGCGAUGAGCAACGACGACGAGCUGCAGUCGGAGGCGGCCCUGCUGAAGGAGAUCAAGAAGCUGCGGGACAACGAAAGCGUUUUGCGCCAGGAAAAUUUGCAGCUACGGGAACAAAUUGUACAGCUCCACAUGGAAGCGGAAGGGCGAGCCAAAGAGCAGUCGUCGUCGGCCGGCGCUGGCGCUACUGCCGCCGCCAAAUCGGUCCCGGUCCAGUCGGUGCCCGUGCACUAUCAGAAUCCGUACUCGCCACCGCCGCCCCAGCUCGGCCGCAUUCCGUCGAUGGACACCCUGUACGCGCUGGCCUUUGCCAUCUUCAUGUGCUUCGCCGGCGUGCUGAUCGGCAAGAGCAUGUUCAGCGAGAGCAGCAAAUAAAGUUUAAUUUAGCGAAGGGGAUGUGGGUGGGUACUGCGGGCUCCCGGGUAACGACGAGCGAGAUGUAAUGGCCCCGCGGUGUUCCGGGUGGGUGAGUGGGUGGGUGGUGGUGGUGAUGCGGUUUUGGAGGUAGAAAGUGGAAAGUGGAAGCAUGGAGUCGACAGCAGCAGCGACACAUGAGCAGCGGACGCGCAAACACGCGUAGCAAAGGGAGGGGGAAGAGCAGGAGCAGGAGCCACCGGAGCGUUGUCAGCGAGGCGCCAAGCGCGCACUUUGAGAAAGCCCACGUCUCAACAGUGUUUAAUCCUGUCGCGAGCGGCCGCGCGCACCUGCUCCGAGUGGUUGCAAUUGGGUUCGAUUUUCGAUUUUCAAAACUGUAAAACACGCGGCAAACAAACCAAGAGAAGAGGUAAUACAAAACAAAACAAAACAAAACAAAAAACAACCUGUGUACAGCAAACGCUCGCGCGCGCCAUUUGUGUAGUAGAGUAACUGUGCAGCGCAUAACCAAGCGUGAGAAUGAGAGCAGCAAAACAACUACGCGCGACACAACAAAAAGACACACACACACACACAACAUACUGCAGCCACAGAGAAACCCACGCAUCCUACACGUACAUGCAUUAACAUAAACACAAACGCAACGGAUCACGGUUUGUGGGAGGAGUGCGCAAUCAUACUGUAAUGGUGUCAGGGAAGGAGGAGGGGAAUUUAAAAUGGGUACGCGGCCACCGCUACCCGUUUCCUUUUUGUUGUUUAUUUGUUUUCCAUAUAAGAACGUAACACGAUUAUUAAAAAAAAAAGAAGGGGGGAUAUGGGAAGCGUUAAAGAGCCGUUGAGGAUGGGGAAGAGCGUCGUCGUCGUGUCACUGAACAAUCUUGGAAAGGAGGCACCGGUAGGGAAACAGGAAGGAUGGAUACACUGGAUCAGGGCUCGGUGAUAGUUUUGUGUGUUCCGCGAACAGCAGAGAAAGGUGGAGGAAGCAGAAUCGGUGGGGGAAAAAUACGGGCAAAUUCGAAUGCGAUGCGAAAGAGCUGGCAGGAAGCAAGCAGCAAGCAUGUGAGGUACACUACGCGCGAAAACUACGACGCCACAAAAACACACACUCUCUCUCUCCUUUAGCAUCAAAGUCGCGAAAUUGGCAAGAUCCAUUUGAGCUAGGAAAGUAAAAAAAAAGUUAUGCACCCAUAGCAGAAGAAAACGAAACAAAAACAACACAUACACACAAACAAAGACACGCAGAUACACAGAACAAACGCAAACAGAGACUCUACACUCAUAUAUUUCGUCUUGGGAAGGAAAUUUGGAAUUUGGUAGCAAAAAAAAAAAGAAAGAAAAACAUGAUACACAAACACACACACACACCAGCUUAAAUGCAGCUUAUUAUAAUAUAACAUGCCUAAACAUUAACUUAAAAGAAAGAACUAAUCCGAAACAGAAGAUUGUGCAGAGCAGAAAAUGGCAACACAACAAAAACACACGGCAAAUAAUAAGAAGAUCAGCAACUGUCCUGACAAAAAAAAACACUUGGGAGCAGAAGAAGAAGCAGAACAAACAAACAAAAAAAAGAAGUAUAUGAAAAUAGCAGGUAGCAGCAGGGAAAGCAAGUAGAGACUCGAGAGUAGGAGAGAAAAUAGGGCAGCAGGUGAAAGGUGAAAAGGAGAAAACCCCUUGCACGAUUAAUAGCGAAAGCGAACGCGCGGGGUAAGCGAAUUAUUAAACGCAAGAUUGGUGGUAAUGGAUAAUGAUGGGAAUGGAGGGCUGGCGAGGCCGGAUGAUGAUCGAUGAUGAUGAUGAUAUAAACGCAAAUAAACGUAGGUGUUGAAGCAUCCUAGAAAUGCAUAACCAAAUUGGGCAAAA